Messenger RNA from Nasonia vitripennis (jewel wasp), 6237 nucleotides. It is a transcript of the gene Fstl5, whose product is annotated as follistatin-related protein 5. Bases 643 to 3387 code for a protein of 914 amino acids. Gene Ontology annotation, molecular function: calcium ion binding; protein binding. NCBI's taxonomy places the organism in Eukaryota, Metazoa, Arthropoda, Insecta, Hymenoptera, Pteromalidae. Gene Ontology annotation, biological process: cell differentiation; regulation of BMP signaling pathway; multicellular organism development. The transcript is spliced from 18 exons. The record is from RefSeq and is a predicted model, not a curated record.
CACGUCAGUCGCUCCCUCAGUCCACCCCGAACAGGCCUUGCGCUCGGUGCUUGCUUCCGAGCCGCCCCCGCGUCGUCGCUAUAAAACAAUCUCACGUUCCUCCUCAUUGCCGCCUGUCGCCGUCACGUGUUGUCGUUCGCUGACAACGACGCCAGCUGGAACUCAUAGAUGCAGACCCCGAGCCACUGUCGACCUUGAGAGGAAGAGAGCCGCUCCGGUAUUUUGAUUCGGCGUAUACAGCGAUAUAUAAGUACAGAGAGAGAGAGAGAGAGAGAGAGAGAGAGAGAGAGAGAGAGAGAGAGAGAGAGAGAGAGAGAGAUCAAGGGAGAGAGGAUAGAGAGACAGUCGCGUGCACGAGUGGUGCGCGCGUGCGCCGCAUUCGAACUGCUAUUAUGACUGGAGAGCCGAUCGCCAGCGGCGCAGUUGUGAAGUGAUACAUAUAUAUUAAGUCGGCUACUGUGUGAGGUGUGCCCUUCGUAUACCGUAUUGUUACAAUAUAACGACACGCGCUGCUAUACACCGCUCCACCAUCCCCGCUGCUCUGUUCUGAGUCUUGGAAGGCAACGAAGAGAGAAGCUGCUCGAGGGGCGAGUAGAAGCUUCGUCUGCACUGCGGUCUGAUACCGCAGGAGGAUCUCGUUCAAUGGUCGGCGUUUACUACGGCAUGAUGUUUGGAUCUCAAAAAUCCAUGUCGCCUACGCGAAGGCUCAGCUUCCAGAGUCUCGCAUUUCUGUUGCUGUUGGCGAACUGCGUCGCCGGGGAUUCCCCUCAUUACAAGCAUACGAAGCGUCACCACUACAUCACCGUGCACCGACAACACGAUUCCGCCAGUACACCAUCGGAUGUCAUCAGCACAGCUCAGCCGGAGAACGGAGCUCAGGAGGUCGGGGCUGUGCCGACAUCCGCGAACGUCGAGGAUGACUACUUCGGACGCAAUCCGUGCGCUGGCAAGUACUGCGGAGCGGGCCGCGAGUGCCAAGUCUCGCCCGACGGUGGGCUCGGACUGUGCGUUUGCGCGAAGCGCUGCGCCCGCCGUCACAGGCCCGUCUGCGGCAGCGACGGUAAAGUCUACGCCAACCAUUGCGAGCUGCACCGAGCGGCCUGCAAUCUUGGAACACCGCUCACGGCGAGCCGGCUGAUGCGGUGCCUGCACAGAGACGAUCACCACGAGACACCGAAAGCUCUGCCGCUGGGUAACGCCACUCCGCCGACGUCGAAGCAGAGCAACCACCAGACCAGACACGACAGCAAGGAGAACUUUGUCGAGGAAAACUACGACCUAGACGACUGCUCAGCCCAGGAGUACGAAAUCAUGAAGGACAACUUGCUGCUCUACAAUCACGCGCGGCUGAUGUCCCAGGACAACCACAGCAAGGAGUACCUGGUGAGCAUAAUGUUCUCGCACUACGACCAGAACAACAACGGCAACCUCGAGCGCGAGGAGCUGGAACAGAUAGCCGAACGCGAGGACCUCGAACAGCUGAGCAAGGGCUGCUCGCUUGGACACAUGAUCAAUUACGACGACACCGAUAGAGACGGCAGACUCGACAUCAACGAGUUCUACAUGGCGUUCAGGCGGCUUUACAUUGGUGCAGGUGUGUCAGUGGUGUCGCUGGACAAGAACCUGGAGAUCAAUCACAUCCCGGCGCGCGUCGGCGACAACGUCGAGAUAAAGUGCGACGUAACCGGGACUCCGCCGCCACCAUUAGUCUGGCGACGCUACGACGCGGAUCUCGAGGCGCUCUCCGAGCCCGAGAUACGAAUUUUCAACGACGGCAGCCUUUAUUUAACGAGGGUGCAGCUCGUCCACGCUGGCAAUUACACGUGCCACGCUCUCAGCAACAAGGACGUCGUUCAGACCCACGUUCUCACGGUGCACACGACGCCGGAGGUGCGAGUGACGCCACGAUUACAGUCGAAGCGUCCGGGUGAGGAGGCGAUGAUGCGAUGCCACGUGGUCGGCGAACCUCUACCACGAGUCGAAUGGCUGAAGAACGACGAGCCACUGCACGAGCAGCAGCACGACGGCGACAAGUACGAGGUGGUCGGCAACGGUACGAGGCUGGCCAUCCGAAGCAUAAACUACGCCGAUACCGGGGCGUACAUGUGCCAGGCGACGAGCAUCGGUGGAGUCACCAGGGAUAUUAGCAGUCUCGUUGUUCAGGAACAGCCUACGCCGACGGCGCCGAGCGAGGAGAGGAGGUUCUUCUCGUUCCACGAGUGGGGAAUAUCGGUGUACGAGCCGUCAGCUUGCCGAUUGUAUCAUCAAAUUAAGUCGACGGAUAUUAUACCUGGGACGCAGGAAUACGUGUGUGCUGAGAAAGGAGUGCCUUGUUCGUGGGGUCGUGCGAUCAACGUAGCCAAUCGCUACGUUUACGUGUCGCAGCCGGAAAAGGAUCGCAUCCUCGUUAUCAGCAAAAUUCAGAUGGUCGUCGUUGACGUGGUGACAACGGACAAAUACCCGGUGGAGCUGCAAUACGUUCCGGCGCUGGACCAGGUCUGGGUGCUCAAUUGGCGCAGCGAGAGUGACAUGGGGGUGAAAACGAUACAGGUGAUCAGGGACGCGGCGCAAAAGAAGAAGCACAGGACCGUUCAUCCGGAGCCGAUUGACGGACAGUUUGAUCUCGUCCGGGGCCUCUACAUCCCCGAGCGUCAGGACAUCGGUCACAUGUUCAAGUACGGCUACGUCACGCACACGAACCAGCGAGGCAUGUACAAGCUCGACCUGGCAAACAUGAGGUACACGCGCAGCGCCGAUCUCGCGCCCUACAACUGUGUACCGGCACACAUACAGUUCCCGGCCCUAUACGGCUUCGUAAUACUGCAGUGCGAGGAGCCAAUAACGGGCCGGGCGACCGGGCAAUUAUUACUGGAUUAUCUGACGGACACGGUGCUGGCGCACAAGCCGGAGCUCGUCGGCAAGCCGAUGGUGUCACCCGACUCACGUCACCUCGUCACGCUCGACCGACAGCCCAACGGCGUCAUACUCAUCGUCGAGGAAAUAUUACCUACCGGACUGAACUUUGCCUUCGACGUCAAGACGACUUUGAACAUCAGUGAUAUCACAUUCUACCCGUCGCAAACGACGCACGGCUACGAUCUCUACGCUUCGUCGAUGGACAACAAGGAAGACAUUCUCUUCCUCAAUUUGGCGUCGGGUAAGGUGGAGAUGAUAACGGGUGUGGGCAAGGCGAUGCCGGCGAGUUCCGCCAAGUGGGGCAACCCGAACAGGCCGAUAGCCCAGAGCGGAGUCUUCGGUCGAUAUAUGGUCAGCCCUUCGAACGAGGCCCUCUUCGUUCUCAAUGGCGAGACACGGACAGUGAACUGCGAGAUCGGCGGUCUAGUGCGGCCCAGCAUGAUCGUCUGGUUUACGGUACCGACGCACUAAGGAUGUUCAUCAUUUGGAAGACUGGAGAUGCAAGGGUCGACGCUCGCUGAUAUUUUUUUUCCUUCGUUCCGAGAAGAAAGCUUCGGCGUUCGAUGAGAAGAUAAUAGAUUUACCUAGUUACAAGUAUCGAUCGAUCUUUGAAAGAUCGUUUAGAAUGAAAUGAUAAUGACUUUAGGUAGAUGUAUCGUAGAGGCAACUGAACUUUCUUAAAACUCGGACUUUUGCUCUCUAUGGACAUGAAAAUUUUAAAUUUUAAAGCGACUUAUCGAAGUUGAAAGAGCGUUUAAUUUCGAUUCGCGUACUUACUGCGAGGUUCUUUAAGCGUCGACCUUUGCAAUUCUAAACGGCUGCGCUUGGUAUAAGAUCAGCCAGCAGCCAUCGAGGCAAGAUCUUUGAUCAGUUCUCCUUUUUUAUACGUUUUUAGUAAAAUUCUUCGAACUGGGCAUCGAUAUGAGUACACUUUGGUAAAGCAUAUAUUUUGCCUGAUAAGUUUAUUUAUAUUAUUGAUAUUCGUAAAAUGAUCUGCUAAUGGGUUCGAAAGUAAUUAUGUACUUAGACGUACUUGAAUGUUUGAAACCCAGUUCUCGAAUUACUAAAUUUAUUUUCGCAGCAUGGGUGUUACAAAACCGACCAACACGAAAUAUUUCAAUUCAAAUAAGUAAUGAACUUUAACUCAGUGAAGUAUCCAAGAUAAUAAGUCUAAUUAAAAUACUAAGUAUUUCUUUUGCAUAUCCAAAAUUUUGAUAUUCCAUUACAUAAAAUUAAGAAUCCAGAAACCCUUAAGUACGAAACAAUAAAAUCGACAUAUUCAUCUUUAAACAUUCUUCUAUAAUAGAUAUUCCGUGUUAGUUGCAAAACAAAGAAGAAACACAUGGACGUAUAUUAAAAUACAAGCGAAAUUACAGACGCUCGGUCAUAAGCCCAUGAUACACUUGACUUUAAGAUAUCAUUUUUCAUACCAAAUACUCGAUAAGACCCAUCAUACACAAUAAUUAGUGAUAAUGUAGUAUUAUUACGAAUAUAUUUAUAGAUAUAUGAAAAUGUUAAGUAUAGCAUUUUUAUGAAGAAUUGCCUGUUUGAAAUAUAAUGAAAACGUAUGUAAUUUUAUCAUUAUCGUGACUCUUUCUGCGUCUCUCUCAACUCACUUUGACAAUUAUUCAAACGAUGACUUCGAUAAAUAAGAAGUUAUAUAUUUUUUUGAGGAUUGCUUUGAAAAAUAAAAAAAUGACAUACAAAUAUUCUAUCGAAAAAAAUUAUACAGCGUAAUCGCGCAUUUUCUUGUGACAUGUAGACGUAUAAAAAUUUUUGUAUUUGCACGUAAAAAAAAUUUAUUGAAACAAUUGUUAAUAAUAUGAAUUAUUCUAAAUAACGAAUAAAAAGCCACGGGAGAGACGAAGGAACAUGAUUUCUCAAGGGUACUGCACACUAUCGCUAUGCAAGCAAAAGUUUUGAAUAUUCUUUUUCAGUUUAGAAAAAAAAAUUUAAUUUGUUUAUUGUGCAGAUAUUACAUUUUUUUCCAUUUACUUUUCAUGUUCCUUCCGAGCAAUAAAGUCCUAAUUAAAACAAUAUUUCUUAUAAUAAGGCAAAACAAUUGAAGCGACAGUGUGCAUUACUCUAAAAGAAAAUAAAUAAUGGCGUACCGAGGCUAAUUCUUUGAAUCUCGCAUAACACAGCGCAAAAAAGAGAGAAAUAAAGAAAUGUCUCAAGAGUCAGUGUAAGCACUAACAAUUAUAAUCUGACGAUACAAAGAGAAAAAUUAAUACCAGCUAGCAUUAGCAGAAUGUACAGAAGCGAAAAGUUAUUUUGUUAAUGUUACAAUCCAUAUCGGGAUGCGUAAUAAUCGAUUACUUGUGUAAAAGUUUUUAAAGAAAAAAGGCUGAGCAACGGAAAGUCUCACUGAAAUAGCCGCAAAUACGAAUCCUAGAGAUUUUCCGUCGGUCUGAAACUAGCAAAGGAAUUUCAUAAAAAUCUACUCGAUUUUUUCACGCGAGAGCAUUUUUGCGUACAUGAAUGUUUCAAAGUUUCGAAAUACAACAGCAAGAUUGAUUUUUCUUUUAAAUAAAAAGUGAUUACGCGAAUUUAGAUAAAAAAUACAUUGCUACACGAUUGAUAUUGUAUAAUUAGCUUAAAACAGAUACCGAAGUUAUAUAUUUAUAAAGGAAAGACAUACGCAUAAUUGUAAACCACUUAUUAGAAUGCGAAUAUCCUUCACGACGCGAAAAGAAGUAAAACAGCUUGUCAAAGGUAAAGUUGCAAUUUAAUUAUAAUGCUAACUUUUCCCUCGAAAACUUAAGUUUAUAAUCUAGUUAGAUUCAUCACUUGAUGGAUUAUACUUAUGUUUGUCAAGUUCAUUGAUAAUAUUCGUAUCUAGUCAAAGCUUUAAAGAUCUGUUUCCAUUUAAUCAUUUAGCUACAUUUAUUUGUAUACUCAGAAUCAGAAAUAAUUUUACCUCUAUUCAGUAUUUAUUCAUCAUCAUCCAUUUUGUGCAACUUGUUGCUCUAUUAUACUAUGUUAACAGAGUUGUAAAUAAGCAAUUAUAACUGAAAAAUAUAAGCUAAAAACAUUAGUUUCAUCAAACAAUUUUGAAUAAAUUUCAUUAAGCUACAUUAUUUGAUUAGUUCAUUAAAAAAUAAUUUCUCAAUAAUAACAAUAACUAGAAAGUUGAAAAAUCUAGCGACGCAAAACAAAAAAUUUGUUCGGUAGGGUACAAUUAUAAAAAUUGUUUAAGUGCGACAUUAACUGCCGAUCACCUCACCAAAACACAGUGCGACAUAGAUCGUAAUGACACAAUAGUUAUGUAUAUGUGUGUUUGUUAAAAGCAUUCCUUGUAAUAAAAAUACUUACGACACA